ACAGUAUUUAUUUAGAAAAUAUGCUAACUAUGAUUACAUGUAUAUGCUUCAGGCAUAUAAAGGAAUGAAAAUGAAAUAUUUCAUCUUGAAUAAGAUACUGUAAUCCCAGUUUUAUUCACAUGCAAGAAAUUUUCACAAGGUUCACAAGAACUUCAUUUUUGUAAAUAUUUCUCACCACAAACUCGACUUUUUAUGUCUCUCGAAUUUGUUUAUGAUAAACUCAGUCAUGAAAAAGUUAGUCACUUUGAACCAGUCUGUCAUCGGUAAGUCGCAAAAUAAAGUUGUUGCAAAUGAAAGUUUCUUUACAGUACAUGUAAUGUAGAAAGGUCAUACAUUGAAAUUUUGUCUGCCGUUUGCAACUCAUGAUUUUGGCUCUGGGUAGAACAUAAAAUAGCAACAUUGACUUAGCAAGUCCCUAUAUUUCGUCAAUUAUUUAUUUUUAGAUAAGCUUAGUAUUACAUUAAAGUUCAAGUCAGUUGUUCAAGAUGAAUACAUGUAUUUGUGAAAAUUGUUUUUACUUUGAUUUGAAAUAAAUUUUUGAGAGAACAAUCAUGCAAUUGGGGAAACAAACAAAUUAGAAUUUUUAAUUGAUAAGCUUAAUUAAGCCUGAUAAAAUCAAAAUUAGUACCUCGAUAUACUUAAAGGUGAUUAUUUUUCAAAAUUCAGUCACUGGUAAGUACAUCAGGCUUGGAAAGUAUCUGACAUUUAAUCUGCUCAGUUUUUCGUAUAUUGUAUGAAGAGACUUGGAGGAGAUAAAGUUAUGUGACAGUGCAUGUACAUGAGAGCGUCUAACACAUAAAUAGAGGCAUUUUUUAAAAAGCAAUUUCAACUCAGGACGUGGAAUGUGAAAUUCCAUGGUAUCCUGUAGAUAUUUGUUUAAUUCUAGGAACAGUGUGUAAAUGCAUGGAGAUGGAAUUUCACAUUUACCACAUCAGUUACCUGAGCAACUGAAGUGUUUUAACAAAUGUGCAUACAAUGAUAUCACAAAGGAAAUAUAAAUAAAAGAUGUAACACACUGUACCAUCCAUUGUUAUAAUGUAUAGUGUUGGUUUGGGGGAUGGGUGAGAUGCUAAUUUUGGCACUUGAUUUUAGCAAAUUUGAAUUCUUCUAUAUUUAUAUAGUUGCUAAGAUAUAUUUUUAAAAAUCAAAUCACCAAUCUAUUGCCACUAAAAUUAAUACCAUGGUACUUUUAUCUCGCGUAAAUCUGUUUUAGGGUACUGUAUAUAACAUCAACAGAAAAGAUUCCCUUUUCUUCUGUCACAUGCUGGUUUUACUCUGCUUGAUUAUGCCUCGUUGUGAGAGGGUGCUGUCUUUGAUUUUGACAACUGGUCCAAAGACCAAGUCCAGUUAUUGCAUUCAAAAGUCCAUCUGGCCCCUACUUCUCAAUAUACCUGAUUUACAUUAAAAAUAAUCCCAGGAUUGAAAUGAGUUAAUGAUCAGAAAUUGGAUGAAGAGAGUCUGUAUUGUACAAGAUAGAAAUGUCAAUAAAGUGUACUUUGUGUUUGAUUUGGGUAAAUUUCUCUUUGCUCUAAAAAAAAAAAACCCAAUCCACCUACUCCGCCCAAAGGCCAGUGGUAAAAAAAACAUCUUUUUUUUUUACUGCAGUCAGUAUUUCAUCUCUCAAAACGACAGUGGGAAGUAUGUAGGUUUUAUCAUUUCAGUCAUAAUAUACUAUUCUGGACAUUGUCCAAUACAUGUAUUACAAAAAUAAUGAUUUGGCCCCUUACUGUACUUAUUUUGUGUACUCAGGUUGUGGAUUGGUAUUAUCAUAAGUUGUUGGGUUUUUUCUUUCCUUUCUUUUUUUUUAUUUUAUUUUUUUUGCCCACAGGAGGAUGAAAUAUUCAUGUAUGCAUGUAAAUGUAGCCCAUUUUAUAUUUCUGUGACAGUAGAACUGAUAAUAGUCACCUUUGGGUAUGUACAAUUUAUGCAUUAUGUUGCUCUACACCCUGAACUCUUUGUGCUCUACAGUGAUAAAUUUUGCUUGAUUUUUUUCAUCUUGUACACCAUUAUAUAUCCUUGUCUUCGGUUAUGUGAAGCCAGGGGCAAAAGUGUAAAAUUGUCCUGUUCAAUUUUCAUGUCUCCAGUGAACAGUUCACCAGUGCUUGGAUAGGUUAUGCUAGGUAGAUCAGAUGAACAGUGAUAUUGUUUUGUUUAUCCACAUAUAAGUAUAAAAUCUAUAAAGAAACAACACCAAUGGAGUGCUAUGAUCUUUAAGGUUUAUCUUCCAAUAUUGAGAGGUUCAUUUGCUAAUGUGGCAUUUAUCUUUUCUUUUUUAAUGUAAAUGCAGAUCAAUUUUGAUAUUAAAAGUUUCGAUUGCCUGUGGUACACAGGGAUAUGUAAAUACACAUAACUAGGUAGAUUGGCCGUGGGAUGUGGCAGCUGGUUUUGUUAUUGACGUCAGAGCUGAUGUCAGGUUACACCUUUGGAUUCUUAGCCAUGGUGCCCCUUGUAUAGCAGGACCAACUUCGUAUUCAUGGGGAAAAAGUUACUGAAGGCCAUUUGUUGUUAUUUGUGUGGAGACAAACUUGCAGAUGACUGGGAGAUUCCUUUUGAGAACAUCACUGAUCUACAAUGGUUAGGCAGUGGGGCGCAGGGUGCUGUGUUCCUUGGCAAGCUCAAUGGGGAGGAAGUGGCUGUCAAAAAGGUCCGAGACGUAAACGAAACUGACAUAAAAAAUCUCCGACGCCUCAACCACCCAAAUGUCAUCACAUUCAAGGGUGUUUGCACACAGGCUCCCUGUUACUGUAUCAUUAUGGAGUACUGUCCUUAUGGCCAGCUGUAUGAGGUCCUGAGGGAUGGGAAGGAAAUCCCCCCAGCCCUCAUCUUGGACUGGGCCAAACAAAUUGCCAGUGGCAUGCACUACCUUCAUAUUCACAAGAUCAUUCACAGAGACCUCAAGUCACCAAAUGUUCUUGUUGCCAAAAAUGAUGUUGUAAAAAUCUCUGACUUUGGUACUAGUCGCACCUGGAAUGAAAAAAGCACAAAGAUGUCAUUUGCUGGAACAGUAGCAUGGAUGGCACCAGAGGUGAUCCGAAAUGAACCAUGCUCGGAGAAAGUGGAUAUAUGGUCCUUUGGGGUGGUUGUCUGGGAAUUACUGUCUUCAGAAAUUCCUUAUAAGGAUGUGGACUCAUCUGCAAUCAUCUGGGGAGUUGGAAGUAACAGUCUCCAUCUUCCAGUUCCUUCUACGUGCCCCGAAGGAUUCAAACUGCUGAUGAGGCAGUGCUGGGAGGCGAAAACGAGGAACAGACCUUCCUUUAAGCAAGUGUUAAUGCAUCUGGAAAUUGCAACACCAGAGCUUCUGAAAUACUCCUACCAAGAUUUUAUUACAGCACAGACUAUCUGGAAGGAUGAGAUUCGGGAACAGUUACAGUUGAUCCGUUGUGAGGGAACACAUAUGCCUCACCUUGAAGAGGAGUUAAUUAAACGGAGGAGAGAGGAACUCAGACAUGCUCAGGAUGUUCGAGAACACUAUGAGAGGAAGCUAGAACGAGCAAAUAAUCUGUACAUGGAGCUUACUGCUUGCAUGUUGCAACUGGAGAAAAGGGAAAGGGAGCUACUCAAGCGAGAGCAGCAAUUGGCUAUGUAUGCCAAGAAAAGGAAGAGCAUUGUAAGACCAGUUAUCAGAGCACAGGAGAGGAUUGAUAGACUGAGUAAGAAGAGAGCAUACAAGUCUGGCUCUGAGCUUACAAGCCCAGACAACAUAGAGGGAAUCAUGGACAGCAGUAUGACCACAAGUUCAGAACAAGUUUUACCAUCUCCCACAAAACUACGCAUGAAGAGGAGCCGACAUCGUCGAAGCAACAGUAAAGGCACCCUGGGCAGCAUCUUCUCAAGUCCUGCUAAAGCUGCAGCGGCAGCAGAGGAGGAUAUAAACGAAUACCAUCUCAGACACUGUGAUGAGAAUGACAUCACUCCACGAGUUUUCAAAUACAUGGGCCCAGGAACAGCCCUCAGGGAAUACAAGUCAACAGAGGAGCUUCAUUUGCCUCUGAGUGAGAAUGAGCGCACUCAAAGGCCAUUGGAACUUAAACAAGUGGAUGAAGCUCUGGAGAAGAAUGUCAAUGAUGUUUGUUUUGGGUGUGAUGGAGUGUGUAGUGAUCACACCUGUAGCAGCAAGCGAUCCAGUCAAGUGAGUGCUGACGUUGAGAGCAAUGUGGGCGACUCUCCGUGCUCUCCCUGCCCGAUGAGUCCUUCUCAAACAAUGUAUGACAUAGUGGAAAACUGUAAUGAGAACCAAUCAAAAGACGAGACAGUGAGUUAUGUGGAAAAUGAGACAAGUUACACUCAAGAUAAAGACUCUAAUGAGAACAUAAGUAAUUUUCCAGUUAGGAGUGGUGUAACACAUAUAGGUGGAGAUUCUAUGUUUACUAGUGAUUUACACAAUGAGGAGGAUAAUUCUGUCAUAUAUAACAGUGUUAAACGAACUUCUAGUGAUUCAGAAAUUCGGAGGUCGCCAAAAUUAAUGCAGCACAGACUUUCUAGUAUUGAGUCUCCAAACUUAGCAUCCCACAGAGAGAGAAGGGCUAGGCUUCACAAGAAUUCUGAAGAUUCGUGGACUGAGGAGGAGGAAGGAGAGGUGAGCGACGAUGGGCAGGCCAUCCGGAAGCGACGGUCGUACUGUUCCACUCUGAGUUCCGAGGGGUGUCUGUCAGAGGAUGAGAACAAUACCAGUGAUCACUCUACGUCCUUUAACGGUGACGGAUUGCUCUCCACCAAUAGCUCUGAAAAUCUCCAGAUGGAACUGGCUCACUGUGCUGUCACUUCAGAUGGCCUGUCUGACAAGGAAUUGACUGUUAGGAAAAUGGCCCAGCAAGUCUCAAACUCACCAGAGAGAGUGUUUAAGACUUCAGACAGUAGUUCCGACUCAGAUGAAUGUUCGGACAUCACAGUAUCCACAACAGUACACCGCACACAGUCAUACGAAACUCACGCGUGGUGACAGUGUGUAGGAGUUAAUGUUGUCCAAUAACAAUGGCAAAAAAAUUUAGACUGUCUAGAUUCCAUGUUGAAAUGGACCCAGUGACAAGGAAAUUUUUAUCUAAUUGCUAUUUCUAUGGUUGUUACGAUUGAAAUAUACGUUAGUCCUGUUGUUAAUAUCAUUGUGUGUCAUACUCGAUACAUUGUCUGCAUAUCAUUACACAUCUGUGCUUCAUAUUCACUGUGUUAAAGGUAGCUAUAUCACUGUAAUGUAAACUGGACCCAUACUGUACUUUGAUAUGUCAACGUAAUGUGAAAAGCACAAUUUGCUUUUGACUUUAGAUUAUUCAGCAAUGCUGUGCAAUGUACAAUGUAGCUAGGAGUUAUGUUCUAAUACUGUUACAUUUUAUGGAUGUCAUUCAACUCUUUGUGAAUAACAUUUGUUACUAAUACAUAUAUUGUAUAAGUUUGAUGACAACCAAUGUUAUUUAUGUGGUUCGAAGUACUUAAUAUAUUUUUAAAUCUAUUAAAGCAAGAAAAUCCAUAUUGUAUGCAAAAUUGGACCAUUGUCUCCUAGUAUUAUUUCGUUAAAAAAACGAACCUCCAGUCUAGAUGUUUAAAUACUAUCAUAAAAAUUGCAGUUUUAUCUGAUCCUAGUCGUUAGAAUAUUUAUUCACAAUUUUUUAAGGGUGUUUUAGGGUGAGAAAAUAAUGAUUUGAAUUAUCACAGAAUGUUCCUAUUACUUAGUUUUCCAUCAAUGAGUCGUGAAAUAUAUGCAUGUGAAUUGAUAUCUCUGUCCUCAUUCACGUCAUUUCAUCCAUCAGUAUUUCAGAAUGUGACUUCAGGUAAAACAUGUAUGUUUUUGUUUAUGUUACUUUACCAACGGUCUAAUGAUAUCCAAAUAUCCAUUUCUGUUUAUUUGUAUUUUGCAGUGCUUCCACCCUAUGAGACUUUAUGUUGCCUUCCAUUAGAUAUAGCUAGUUUAAACCAGGUCGUAUUUUGUGAUUUUUGUUUUAUUUAUGGAAACGAACUUCUUUUCCCUUUGUUUUGGGAAACUAGAAUUUACCAGUUUACACAUCUACAUGUCGAUGGUUAUGUUGUACAUAUCAUAAUCAGGAUUUCUUACAAAUAUACCUCUUGGUAUAGUCUUUUUUUAUUAAAGAAUUUUUUAAUUAUUUUUGUUUGCCAAGUGCUCAUUUUUAUUUGAAUUUUUUUGUUGAAACAUUCCAAUAUUUUAUUGAGAUAUUGUUGACUGUUGUACCGUUGUAUCUAAUUGUUGAUAUGAUUUUUCAGAACUUCUAACAUCUUAAAACCAGCAGGUUUAUUUGCAGUAUGUGCUGAUGAAUUCCAAUUGUGUCCUAUAUAAAAGCUUGAUUUAAUAGGUUGUGUUAUUGAAAAGUUGACCAAAUUUUUAAAGAGCAAUAAUACAAGUUAAUUCUAUAGAAUAAGAUUGUAUAAACUGUGGCAAGUCAAUGAAUUUCUUUGAUCGUAAUUGUAUAUAGAAUGCAUUUUAUCAAAAUGGAUACUGCUUUUUGUCAACUCUGUCUGUUUAUUGCAGACAAUCGUGAUUCAAUAGUGUUUUAAAACAGCACUCUCUGAUGAGAGAGAUCUUUAUUGUGUUGGAAUUGUAAAUAAAAAAAAAUCUGUGACAUAC
Messenger RNA from Ostrea edulis (European flat oyster), 6571 nucleotides. Its product is annotated as mitogen-activated protein kinase kinase kinase 13-A-like. Bases 2474 to 4939 code for a protein of 821 amino acids. Gene Ontology annotation, molecular function: ATP binding; JUN kinase kinase kinase activity. The record is from RefSeq and is a predicted model, not a curated record. NCBI's taxonomy places the organism in Eukaryota, Metazoa, Mollusca, Bivalvia, Ostreida, Ostreidae. The transcript is spliced from 12 exons. Gene Ontology annotation, biological process: protein autophosphorylation; JNK cascade.